Messenger RNA from Oncorhynchus tshawytscha (Chinook salmon), 1707 nucleotides. RefSeq names its product neuroserpin. Lineage: Eukaryota; Metazoa; Chordata; Actinopteri; Salmoniformes; Salmonidae. The record is from RefSeq and is a predicted model, not a curated record. The coding region runs from base 158 to 1408 and encodes 416 amino acids. The transcript has 10 exons. Gene Ontology annotation, molecular function: serine-type endopeptidase inhibitor activity. Gene Ontology annotation, biological process: negative regulation of endopeptidase activity.
AGGACCAAUCAGCGUGUGGAGAGGGCGGGACAAGAGCGAAAAUAUUUAGCUCCGCGAGCGACCUGCUGCGGCGGUGAAGAGAACCAGCAAGGCGACGCACGACACAGGACAGUAUUUCUACAUUACCUACCUGACACUGCUCGCUCUCAAGAUUCCCAUGUUGAUUAUCGGCCUCCUGCCCCUCCUCCUGUGGCCGGGCCCUGGUUGCCGUGCGGCUGACAUUCCGGAGGACACCACGGCAGAGUUCUCUGUCAGACUGUACCACCAGCUGCAGGCGCGCGGGGGGGACGACAACAUCAUCUUCUCCCCCCUCAGUGUGGCUGUGGCCCUGGGCAUGGUGGAGCUGGGGGCCCGCGGGGCCUCCCUCACACAGAUACGCCAGGCUGUCGGCUUCAGCCACCUACCGACAGAUGAGGAGUUCUCUCUGCUCCAGAACCUGACAGGGGCUCUGUCUGAAGACGACGCCCACUACAUCAUCCGAAUGGCCAACUCCCUCUUCCUGCAGAGCGGCGUGACCUUUAACCCGGAGUUCCUGCGGCUGAUGAAGAAGUACUUCGGGGCGGAGGUGGAGACGGUGGACUUCAGCGAAUCAGCCGCCGUGGCAGAGCAGAUCAAUGGAUGGGUGGAGAACCACACUGAGAGUAAGAUCCGUGACCUGCUGUCAGCUGAUGACUUCAGCAGUGUGACCCAGCUGACCCUGGUCAACGCGGUGUACUUCCGGGGCAGCUGGAAGAACCAGUUCAGACCGGAAAACACCAGAACCUUCUCCUUCAGCAAAGACGACGGGAGCGAGGCCCAGACACACAUGAUGUACCAGCAGGGAGACUUCUACUAUGGUGAGUUCAGUGAUGGUUCAUCCGAGGCAGGUGGUGUGUACCAGGUGUUGGAGAUGCCCUAUGAAGGAGAGGACAUGAGCAUGCUGGUGGUGUUACCCAGACAGGAAGUCCCCCUGGCAGUCCUGGAGCCAAUCAUCAGAGCCCCUCUCUUGGAGGAGUGGGCCAACAAUGUCAAGAGGCAGAAGGUGGAGGUCUACCUGCCCAGGUUUAAGGUUGAGCAGAAGGUAGACCUGAAGGAGACUCUGCAGGAUCUGGGCAUCAAGAACAUCUUCACGAGAGAUGCUGACCUCUCCGCCAUGACAGACGGUAAGGACCUGUUCAUUGGGAAGGCGGUUCAGAAGGCCUACCUGGAGGUGACAGAGGAGGGAGCGGAGGGAGCUGCAGGAUCAGGAAUGAUAGCCCUCACCAGGACUCUGGUUCUGUACCCUCAGGUCAUGGCUGAUCAUCUUGUCUGUCUUGUCUUCUCUGACGGUUUCUUUCUCUCCUCCUCUCCAGGUUCUAUCCUGUUCAUGGGCAGGGUUAUGACGCCAGAGGUCAUCGACCCUACUGACUUCGACAACGACUCCAUGUAACUAUGAAGACGUCCAAUUGGAUUCCAGUGUGCUGCUAUCCUGCUAUGAGGUCAUAUGCUCAAAACCAAUCAGAUCCAGGCAAAACGAGGCCAUAAACACAACCUUUCCUCUCCCCGUCGCUGGCUGUGUUUUUAUACUCUUAUCGAGAAUAUAUAUUAUUCCUAUUCUAUAUAUUAUAUAUACAUAUAAUGUGACUGUGUUUUGAUACUGUAAGCUUUAACCACAAGAGAGAGGGAGAGAGAUGUAAAUACAAAACAUGAAUAAAAGUAUGAGGACACCUGCUCAUUGAACAUCUCAUU